AUGGCUUGUCUCUCAUUGUUUGUUUUUCUUGCUAUCUUUGUUGUCUCAGCAUUCCCUCCAGCUUGUUAUGUCCAAGGUAUAAUAAGCUGCAUUGAAACUGAAAGGAUAGCCCUUCUCAGCAUCAAAGCAGGCAUUAAUCAUAGCGGCGACCAAAGCUUGUUCUCUUCUUGGACCGGCCAUGACUGUUGCAAAUGGCAAGGCGUGAGCUGCAACCAUGAAUCCCGGCAUGUCAUCAAGCUUGAUCUCCGACAGCACCAUUCAAGAAGAGUUUUCUUCUUGAACUCUUCUCUCAUUCAGCUUCAUCAUUUAAAGCACUUGGAUUUGAGCAUGAACAACUUCGAUGACUCCCCCAUCCCAGGCUUCAUUGGCUCUUUUGCCAACCUUGAAUACCUUAAUCUUUCCGAUGCCGGAUUCAGUGGUGCCAUUCCUCAUACCUUUGGAAACCUAUCAUGCUUGUGCUAUCUUGAUCUUAGCUCAAAUGAUAAUCUACAAUCCAAUGACCUCCACUGGCUCUCUGGAAUGAGUUCUUUGCGUCACCUUGACUUGAGUAGAGUGGACCUUUCCAAAGUGCAUGGUUGGCUUCAUGACAUUAACAGUGUGCUCCCCUCACUACGUGUGUUGAAACUUUCUAAUGCUGAACUUCAAGGUUGUGGCAUUUAUGCUACUACUGAUCUGCCUCAUCAUCUCAACUUCACAUCUCUUCGUGUGCUUGAUCUCUCUGGGAAUGAUGGCCUGAAAAUCACUCUGCUUCAAUGGUUGUUCAAUCUCACUAGCCUUGUACAUCUUGAUCUCUCUGCUUGUGCUCUGUGUGGCAAGUUACCAGUCACAGAAUGUAACUUGAGUCGCUUGAGAGUUUUGAGCUUGUCUGGUAAUCAUUUUGAUGGAGUGAUUCCAGAGUCUUUGGGAAAACUUGGCAGCUUGGAGACACUUGAUUUGUCAGAAAAUGAACUCAAUGGAAGAAUUCCGGAAUCUCUUAGCAAUCUUACAAAUUUAGAGUAUUUCUAUUUGUUUAGUAAUAAGAUUGGAAAGUUGCCAGAGAGCAUCGGGAGGCUGCAGAAGUUGGUGAAGUUUCAUUUGUCCAAUAACCAAAUUCAGGGAUUGAUGCCUGCAAGCAUUUGGGACCUGAGAAACCUGCAAUAUUUGGAUUUAUCACAGAAUAUGAUCAGUGGAGCCAUUCCCGAAUCCUUUGGCAAUCUCACACUUUUGCAGCAUUUUGAUGGGGCUGUUAACAAUCUCAUCGGCAAAUUGCCCGAAACUAUAGGAAAUCUUGUUCACCUUCAAGAUCUAGAUUUGUCUCAAAAUGCAAUAAGUGGAAAGUUAUCAGAGAGCUUUGGAAAUCUUACCCAAUUGCAGUACUUGAGCAUGCAGGGCAAUGGCAUCACGGGGGGAUUACCGGAAUAUGUAGGAAAGCUGUCUGGCUUGUCGGUGCUUGAUUUAUCCAACAACAACAUCAACGGAACAUUGCCAAAAGGCAUGGGGAACUUAUGCAAGUUACUGAUCUUGGAUUUAACAAGCAAUAUGAUCAGUGGAGGCAUUGAUGACCUUGUUGAUGGAUUGUCUAUAUGCAGCAAGGGCCUAGAAACAUUGAAUCUGGGAAACAAUAAUCUGAAUGGAACAGUUCCAGAGAACAUAGGCAAAUUAUCUAAACUGAUAGAACUGAAUCUCCCUUCAAAUUCUUUGAUGGGUGUCUUAACUGAAUCUCAUUUUGUUAGUCUAGUAAGCUUGGGAUUUUUGGACUUGUCCUACAACUCGUUGCAAUUGAAUGUAAGUGAGAAUUGGAAGCCUCCUUUUGAUUGCUUGCUCAUCAGAAUGUGUUCUGUCAAAGUAGGCCCUGUUUUUCCCACUUGGAUAGAAAAUCAGACAUAUUUGAGUCACCUUUGCUUAUCAGAUGCUGGAAUUUCAGGUAACAUCCCUGCAUGGUUUGGAUAUCUAAGUACCUCUACUAGCUAUGUUCUCAAUCUAUCAAAUAACAAUUUGGAGGGGAGGCUACCAAAUUCUUUGAAAAAUUACAAUUUCUAUAGAAUAGAUUUGAGUUCAAACAGAUUUGAAGGCCCAUUACCUGAGCUUGAUCUCUCCUUUUUGCUUGUUAUCUAUCUCAACAACAACUCAUUCUCUGGGUUUAUUCCUUCGUACUUUGCUAAUGCUACGUAUAUUCAAGUUUUCUCUGUGUCUGAUAAUCAUAUCAUAGGCAGUAUUCCGUUGUUCUUCUGUAACCUUACUACCUUGAAAUUGCUUGAUAUAUCUAAUAAUAAUAUGUCUGGAGGACUUCCCUAUUGCUGGAAUUCAACAUCAGCGUUGGAAAUUAUUAAUUUAUCUAACAAUAAUUUCAUUGGUAAAAUUCCUGAUGGCCUUGUGUCCUUAACCAAUCUCCGAUCCUUACAUUUGAGAAACAAUGACUUCUCUGGAGAUCUUCCCUUGUCCUUGAAAAUUGCCAAAAAGUUGGUCACUCUUGACAUUAGUGAGAACAAACUCUCAGGUAGCAUACCAAUAUGGAUAGGAGAAAACCUUUCAUCUUUAGUUGCGCUCUGCUUGAGAUCGAAUUUAUUCCAUGGCAUCAUUCCAGAGCAAUUAUCAAAACUUUCCUCUCUUCAGAUCCUGGACCUUGCACACAACAACCUAUCAGGUUGCAUUCCUCAUUCAUUUGGCGAUUUCAAAGCCAUGGUAGCCACAAACCACAAUCAAUGGUGGUCUUUGUUCUCUAUUGUGAGUGUUGCCAAAGCUUAUUUUUCUAUUGACUAUAAUUAUCGUCAUAAUAGCUUUGCAUACUCAGAAUCUCUCUUGAUUAGCGCAAAGGGCCUUCAAAUGGAAUACUCCAAGGUUCUAUCACUAGUCACAAGCAUAGACUUAUCGAACAAUAAACUUUCCUGUGAGUUGCCUGAAGAACUGACCAAACUACAUGGGUUGCACUUCUUGAAUCUUUCCGGCAAUCAUCUCAUUGGGAAAAUACCAGAAAGCAUCGGUGACAUGAAGCAAAUUUAA
Messenger RNA from Dioscorea cayenensis subsp. rotundata (Guinea yam), 2979 nucleotides. RefSeq names its product receptor-like protein 34. The record is from RefSeq and is a predicted model, not a curated record. NCBI's taxonomy places the organism in Eukaryota, Viridiplantae, Streptophyta, Magnoliopsida, Dioscoreales, Dioscoreaceae. Gene Ontology annotation, molecular function: protein binding. The coding region runs from base 1 to 2979 and encodes 992 amino acids. The transcript has a single exon.